This is a messenger RNA of Epinephelus lanceolatus (giant grouper), 2045 nucleotides long. It is a transcript of the gene mansc4, whose product is annotated as MANSC domain containing 4. NCBI's taxonomy places the organism in Eukaryota, Metazoa, Chordata, Actinopteri, Perciformes, Serranidae. The record is from RefSeq and is a predicted model, not a curated record.
AGGUGCUACAGCUCCAAGAAGAUGUCAGAAAACAAAAAGGUGCGUAGCUGUGACACACCUGAAGAGAGACUGGCACCAGUAAAACCAGACCACUUGCUCCACUUCAUGCCUGUCACCUCCGAGCAAUCAGCCCCACAGAUAUGUCGAUGCUUUGCCCAGAUUGUAAUUUAACAUGGUCUGAUUUCCAUCACGCGCGAUGAAUGUCACAUGGGGUUUGCUGACGGUUUUGAGUCUGGUGUGCCACACUGAGUCGAGGUGCUCACCGACCUCUUAUUAUAAGAACUGCUGGAUCCGACGCUUUCCCGGGAUUUUCAUCGAUAUCGAGGAGUCUCAGCGGAGAGGAGCUCAGCUUCUCAAGUAUUAACAGGAGGAGACGGCGCUGAAAUGCAGCCGCACCUGUUGCCUCACGAGGAACUUUUCCUGUAAUCUGGCCAUAUUUCACUACGAUACCACUCAAGAAAACGCCAACUGUUUCCACCUGCACUGCCCAACACUGGAGAGCUGCAUUCUCAGCCACAGAGGAAACGUUGUUCUGUACAAUGUCACAAAGGGUGUGGAUCCUGACCUGUUGGUGUUUGGAAAAUACUUCACCUCCAACGUACGUGUGUUGCCCCACUACUACAGCAGAGGCAACGCCUCAGAGCCGCUGCCCUCAGACAAACGCCAGUUCAUUCAUCCACCUCCACCUGCUGCUCUGCCUCUGACUUCAGCACCCACAGUUAAACCCCUCACCACCACCACAACCACUACUGGCACCAGUACCACUAUGCUGCAGAGCACCAGUCAGCCUUCAACAGUUCCCACUGCUACAGAUAACUUAUCCUCCACUCCAGAGGCUCCACAAGCUUCAGGGGGUGAAGCAGAAACAGCCCUGACCCCCUCCACUAUUUCUUUUGCACCCAGCUUUACUACGCCUCCUUCAUCCACCGCAGCAGCCACCCUCAGCGCUUACGAUCCCCAGAUGACUCCUGUCUUCUCUACCACAACUGCACAGCCCCCCACAUCUCCCACCCAUCAUCACACCACCAGCACCUCUCAGCUGGCCACCAGCCCUCCAACUUCAACAGCCUUUAUAGGCAGCAUACAGAGCAGCCAGCAAUAUCCUAAUGACACCAAGGGCAGUCUGGGGAGGAACCACACUGCAGGCAGUGAGGCAGGCCAGGGUGUCAGCGGGGAAGACACCCUCGGGAGUUUGGGACCUGGGUGGCACGUAGCUGCUCACACUUUGCUGGUUGCAGUGGCCAUUUGUAUCACAGUGCUGCUGAGCUGCUGUUGCUCUAUUCUGCUGGUGGUGAGCUGGAGGGGUCAGAGGAAGAGGAUGGGACGAUACAGAACAUCGUGGAGAGGGAAAAGAGGCUCCAUGCGUCUGAUUAAAUAUGUGCUGGUCAGAGAAAACACCUGAAAGUAGGGUCAAGAAAAAAAGAGGCUGGAACUGACUUUUCUUUUUUGUUUACAGCAAAGUUUUUAAUGAGGGAAUCCAGGAUGAAGAGACAUCUGACAUACAUUUCUAGUUAUAUUUUUGUAAAAUAAUACUGAAUUAUUUUAAUAGCAAGGACACUGCUAUGGCUUUACUUUGAGGAAAUAGAGAUGAAAAUAUGGUUACUGUCAACUGCUGCAUUGAGGUUACAAUUCUGUACAUUGAAAGUGAACAAGCAAAGGUAUUUUGUGGCUUAGAUAAGAUCACCAAACAUGUAGUUACCAUGAUUUUGGUUUCACUUGUGACGCAAUGACUCAACAGAAGAGCCAAAUUAGGCUCGUGCAUUUGGGCGCUGCAAUUUAUCUGAAGAAAGACAACAUGAUGUCUAUUUAACUGACCAAAAUGUUGAUAUACAAUGAGUCUAAAGGGACAGUUCACCUGAAAACAUAAACACAUAUUUUUCCUCUUACUUGUAGUGCAGUUUACCAGUCUUGAUUGUUUUGGUGUGGGAGAUAUCGGCCAUAGAGAUGUCUAUCUUCUCUUGAAAGUAAUGGAAGUAGACGGCUCUCCAUGACCACAAAAUUACUUUUAAAAAACUCAACAGCAAUGUCUCUUUCUAGAAAUCAUG